GGCACAUUUUGUCAGAGGCUAAAGAAGACGAGAAGGCAAAACAAGGCCAGGCUACACCACCACCACCACCACCAUCACCACCACCUCCUCCUCUAGCCGAACUUGUGUCCCCCCUGAAGGCUGCCAAGUCAAGCUCAAAGGCCUCAGUGUGGCGGUGUGUCCACGAGGAGCAGGCCACCAAACGGUACGCAGACCACAUGAGCAAGAGCCACAAUGAGUUUAACCUUCAGAAGUGCAGCUUGUUGACAGACCCAUGCUGCCCUUACCUCACCACCACCCCUGACGGCUUCACCUCCUGUAGCUGCUGCGGCACUGGCAUUGUAGAGGUGGUGUGCCCGGUGUGCAUGAGGGCCGCCGAGCCACAUGCCCUGCAACAAGCCACACCCGCUAAGUCAGCCUGCCUGGAGCGAUUAAAAGGGUGGUUUGACAAGACGAAGGACGACUCUUGGUACUAUCGGCUACAAUCACAGCUGCAUGGAUGUGACAAGCAGUACUGUGACUUGGUGGUGUGGGCCAACAAGAACCUGCUGAUCAAGAGGUACUUCAGGAACACUCCUUUCUUUGAGGCUCAGCGUUUAGAGGAGGAGGCGAAGAAGGAGUUGCCAGGGGUGCUAAAAAAGUGGAUUGCAGAUGACUCCAGCCCCCGCCCCCCAGUGGUCUGCCCUGCUGCUACUGUGACAGGCCGGCGGAUGGGGCUGUGGUGUACUGUGAAGACGUGCAGUGUGAGAUAAAGACUUUUCAUCUCAAGUGUCUGGGUCUCACAAGGCUGCCUCCCCUUGGCUGGCGCUGCAUUGACUGUCGGAAAACAAGAUGAGGUGCAUUUUACAUCAACGGAAUGCCUGACCUGACCUGACCAAAGCUAACCUAACCUAACCUAACCUAACCUAACCUAACAUAACAUAACAUAACCUAACAUAACCUAACCUAACCUAACCUAACCUAACCAAAGCUAACCUAACCUGAUCUAACCAAACCUAGCCUAACAAACUGAUCUGACCUGACCUGACCAAAGCUAACCUAACCUAAUCUAACCAAACCUAGCCUAACAAACUGACCUGACCUGACCUGACCAAAGCUAACCUAACCUAACCUAACCAAACCUAGCCUAACAAACUGACCUGACCUGACCAAAGCUAACCUAACCUGAUCUAACCAAACCUAGCCUAACAAACUGACCUGACCUGACCUGACCAAAGUUAACCUAACGUGAUUUGACCAAACUAAAUCUAGCCUAACCUAAAUAGAUCUAACCUGACCUGACUUGACCUGACCAAAGCCAACCCAACCUGAUCUGACCAAACCUAACCUAGUCUGACCUCAUUUGAGCAAAGCUAACCUAACCUGAUCUAACCAAACCUAGCCUAACAAACUGACCUGACCUGACCAAAGUUGACCUAACCUGAUCUGACCAAACUAAAUCUAGCCUAACCAAAAUGGAUCUAACCUGACCUGACUUGACCUGACCAAGGUUAACAUAACCUGAUCUGACCAAACCUAACCUAGUCUGACCUCAACUUAGCUUAACCUGACUUGACAUGACCUGACAUAACCUAGUGUAGCCUAACCAAACCAAACCUGACCCAACCUAUCCUAGCCUAACCUGAACUGGACCUGACCUAAGCUAACCUAACCAAACCUAACCUAACCUAACCUAACCUAACCUAACCUAACCUAACCUAACUUAACCUAACCUAACCCAACCCCUAACCUAACCUAACCUAACCUAACUAACCUCACCUCUCUUGUUUCUUGUAUGUGUGUGUCAGUAUUCCACGCAUUGUCCUUGGUAAUUGUAUAUUGAAGUGAAAGGGUUAUCUGUUUAGUUACUGUUCAAUUAAGAAGUAUACAUAAAUUGUUUGCAUUUGUUAAUA
This is a messenger RNA of Scylla paramamosain (green mud crab), 1871 nucleotides long. RefSeq lists its product as uncharacterized. The record is from RefSeq and is a predicted model, not a curated record. NCBI's taxonomy places the organism in Eukaryota, Metazoa, Arthropoda, Malacostraca, Decapoda, Portunidae. Bases 198 to 731 code for a protein of 177 amino acids. The transcript is spliced from 3 exons.